GGGGCGACGUGAGGGGCGGGGUUUGUGGAGGAAGAUGGCGGCGGUCCGCGGGUUAUCUCUAACGACCGCGGCGCUGAGGGCGGUCGGUCCUUGGGCAAGGGGCAGGCUCCUCGCGGCCUCUCGCGGACCUCAGGCUCGUCGGGAAGCGUCGUCCUCCAGCCCCGAGGCCGGCGAAGGGCAGAUCCACCUCACCGCCAGCUGUGUCCAGAGACUUCUGGAAAUCACCGAAGGGUCAGAAUUCCUAAGGCUGGAGGUGGAGGGAGGUGGAUGCUCCGGAUUCCAAUACAAAUUUUCACUGGAUACAGUUAUCAACCCCGACGACAGGGUAUUUGAACAGGGUGGGGCAAGAGUGGUGGUUGACUCUGAUAGCUUGGCCUUCGUGAAAGGGGCCCAGGUGGACUUCAGCCAAGAACUGAUCCGAAGCUCAUUUCAAGUGUUGAACAAUCCUCAAGCACAGCAAGGCUGCUCCUGUGGAUCAUCCUUCUCUAUCAAACUUUGAUGCUGUGCUCGCUUUGGCAGCACAUACACAAACUUUGAUGUGAUGACAGGUGACCCAGAGAUUGCUACCACUUGUACCAAUCUGAGGAACCUGGGAUUAGUAGAAUUCUAGAGGUUUCCUUCCAAUCAUGUCCUACUCUCAAUUUUAUUUCCCUCAGUCCAGGAGUAUUGUGUUUUGCCACUGUUUUCAGAAUAUGAAGCUUUUAUUCUUGAUCUAUUUUCACUCACACAUUUCUAAGGCCAAGCCUCUAAGUGCUGUGAUCUGAGAUCUACUAACUGGUUGAAACCCACCCAGUAUAAUCUGUAGAGCCUCCAAGGUUCCAAAAUUUGGAGUCACUUCUCAGGCCUUCAGAGUUGCCUGUACAUAGGUAUAUAGCUAUGUAUAAAAGCUUCAUUUUGAAGAAAGUUCUUAUUUACUUGUGUUCUGGAUCAGGAUCACAGAUUGGGUAACUUGAACACUGGUUACUAGGCUAGAGAGGAUGAGAAAGGCAAAGGGAAGGUUCUCUUUUUCAUCUCAUUCUUCCUGAAUGUGCUAGUUGACGCCCUUCUUUUUCUUUCUUUCUUUUCUUUUCCCCCACAUCCUUAUUUUCUGUGCUGCCCAUUCUCCACUUCCCAUUUGUUAGGGUAGAUACAUUUUCCUCUCUUACUUGCCAGUCUGCUAGAGUCACAAAACCAGUAGUCCAUCAUCCAGGAAACUUGGAUCUUGGUUAAACCCUUGUUUUCCUCAAUAGCCUAAAAGUUCAUUACAACAAAAACUUGCAUUUCUGGACUGGAUUGGAAUUAAGGUCAUUCAGCAAAAGAAUUUACCAUUAAAAAGGGAAAAGCAGAGUUUAAAGACAAGAUAUCUGAGACAGAAGCUUAGGUACUUACAUUUCAAUAUGGGAAAACCUAGGAUUUAGAGAAAGCAAACCUAUUGUGUGUACAGUGUGUACAAAGAGGAAGGAGGGGACACUUAGAAACUUGACCUUUCUUAGCAGAUUUCCAUGGGAGGGGGCAGAAAACAGCAUAUCCUGGGAGCAUCUGUUUAACUUUACUAAGACAUUUAAAGUUGCUGCCAAUACCUGGGCCUAAUAAGAUUUUCAGCUCAGACUAAGUCUUUUCAUCCUCUUUUCUUUUUUUAAAGAUUUUAUUUAUUCAUUUGAGAGAGAAUGACAGAGAGAGAGAGAGAGAGAGAGCACAUGAGAGGGGGGAGGGUCAGAGGGAGAAGCAGACUCCCCACUGAGCAGGGAGCCCGAUGCAGGACUCAAUCCCAGGACUCUAGGAUCAUGACCUGAGCCAAAGGCAGUCGCUUAACCAACUGAGCCACCCAGGUGCCCCUCUUUUCAUCCUCUUUAAAAGGAGAUUUUGCUACAUUUUAAAUGUUAGAAUGUACUGUUUUAAAGAGUGCGCUUUAUUUUAUUUAUUUUUUAAAAUAAGCUUAACACCCAACACGGGGCUUGAACUCAUGAUCCUGAGAUCAAGAGUCACAUGCUCUACUGACUGAGCCAGCCACGUGCCCCAUAAUUUUGUGAUUUUAAAACUCAUGCAGAGCACAAGCUUAAUUGCUUUAGUUGCCAAAAUAACCAUUAAAUUGCAGUGGUCAGUUAGAUAGGAACAGAGUCCCUUUGAAUGCCUAUAUGUAAGUACCUGCUGUUAAUGGGAGAAUAGGAAUUCUGUGUUUUAGAAAAGGUGGGUUUGGGAGAAAUCACCUUUAUCACACUGAGAAAGCUGCAUGGGAAAAUCCUAAGUAGUAAUAAGCUUCCAUUGGAGUAGGGUGAUGUAGAAAUUUUAAGAGCAUAGAGCAUAGAGAAAUAACAGCAUCAAGGGGUCAGUGGGCAAUUUGCUUGGGAUAAAUAGUAUAGUAAAAGAGGGUUAGGGUCUUUUGCAGGCCCUGUAUGACCAGAUGCCCUCUUUCUGGUAAAGAUCAGUGGAUGUUUUCACAAAUUUUGCUCACUGUGCAAAUUCAUUUAGGAAAACUUUUAUACUCUUCUGGUAUCCAUUGGAAGAUUUUUUGCUUCCCCAUUACUUUCAAGGGGAAAGGCCUUAUUGUUGCAGGAUUGGUUUUAUUUUUUAUGCAAGUUAGUGUUUGGGGGCAGCAUACCCUCCCUUUGCCUUAGUAAGACAUAAUGCAAGAACCAAAGGCAAGGGAGCCCCGCAUCUGCUUUAUGUUGUGAAUCUGCGUUUUUUGUUUGUUUGUUUGAUGUUACUCAUUUGAGAGAGAGACUGAGAAGGAGCAGGGGAAGGGGCAGAAGCAGACUCCCAACUGAGCAGGGAGCCCAAUGUGGGGCUGGAUCCUGGGA
Molecule: messenger RNA, 2777 nt
Organism: Zalophus californianus (California sea lion)
Lineage: Eukaryota; Metazoa; Chordata; Mammalia; Carnivora; Otariidae
Gene: ISCA2
Product: iron-sulfur cluster assembly 2
Exons: 4
Coding region: 35-499 (154 amino acids)
Biological process (GO): iron-sulfur cluster assembly
Cellular component (GO): mitochondrion
Molecular function (GO): 4 iron, 4 sulfur cluster binding; 2 iron, 2 sulfur cluster binding; iron ion binding
Source: RefSeq, a predicted model, not a curated record